This is a messenger RNA of Planococcus citri (citrus mealybug), 795 nucleotides long. RefSeq names its product xylosylprotein 4-beta-galactosyltransferase-like. The coding region runs from base 1 to 795 and encodes 264 amino acids. The record is from RefSeq and is a predicted model, not a curated record. NCBI's taxonomy places the organism in Eukaryota, Metazoa, Arthropoda, Insecta, Hemiptera, Pseudococcidae. The transcript is spliced from 5 exons. Gene Ontology annotation, biological process: proteoglycan biosynthetic process; carbohydrate metabolic process. Gene Ontology annotation, cellular component: Golgi apparatus. Gene Ontology annotation, molecular function: xylosylprotein 4-beta-galactosyltransferase activity.
AUGACAAAAUCAGAAACAUCUUUAAUGAUUAGUCAAACAGCCCAUGAACAUGUUUUAUGUGUACUAGUACCGUUUCGAAAUGCGUUCACCGAAUUAAACGAAUUUAUACCCUUCAUGAACGAAUUUUUAAAUCGUCAGAAAAUCAAGUUUCAUUUCAUUGUUGUUAAUCACAUACUAGAUGGGAAUCGUUUCAACAAAGGCUCAGUGUUCAACGCCGGAUUCGAUCUAAUUUCAAAAAAAUACACCGAUUGUGAUUACAUAGCCCUUCACGAUGUCGAUUUACUACCUUUGAACGAUGAAAUUUCUUACGCGUAUCCAGGAGACGAUGUGUAUAAUGCGGCGAACCCUGAUUAUCAUCCUUUAGGAGAAUAUUACGAUCCUGCGAGAUAUGUUGGUGGAAUCUCGUUGAUAUCAAACAAACAAUACAUUCGUGCCGGAGGAUUCGGUAAUAACUUCUGGGGAUGGGGAGGCGAAGAUAGGAAUUUUUUCUAUCGUAUGAGCAACAAUUCAAUCAACAGAGUUCGUCCUACUGACCUUAGCACCGAUCGAACUAAUACAUUUAAGAAUAUCCACUCGCCUCAUCGUUACAGAGAUUUCGCCAGAUGUGGAAAUCAAACAGAAGCUGAGUUGGUAGAAUAUGAUUUUGAAACAGGAUUUCAUAACGUAGAAUACCAACUUGAGUACACUCAGCUUCUCACCAUAAAGGGAAUUUCGUUCAAUUUUUUCGGUAUUAGUAUACCUUGCGAUUAUUCUAAAACGCCCUGGUGCAAGCCUUUCUGUAAGAAUAAUAUCUAA